Messenger RNA from Seminavis robusta, 1038 nucleotides. NCBI's taxonomy places the organism in Eukaryota, Bacillariophyta, Bacillariophyceae, Naviculales, Naviculaceae. The record is from the annotation of a GenBank genome assembly.
AUGACACCACCUGCUGAAGACAGCGCCACGCUAGAUCUGGGGGAUCUCUAUCAAGACCGUCUUGACGGCUGUUGUCUAUCCCCCACUGUUUUGGACAAGCUCACCCGCCUGGAUCCAGUGCACAAUGUCCGAGUCAUUGCUAGAGAGUACUCUGGAAUUGUGGCGUCAGCAUCAUUUUGUCACUGGUUCUGCACCAACACUUCCAGCGUCAUUGCUGCUUGGUUAAUGUAUGUCCUAACGACAAUGUUCAUUGGAGCCCGUCAACACACAUUCGCUAUCUUGCAACACGAUGCUGCCCACUACCGACUUUUCCCCAACCGACUGUGCAACAAUAUUGUGGCAGAAGCACUGCUGGCCUGGCCUAUUCUCCUUUCCAAUGAAUGGUUUCGGAAAUAUCAUUUUGCCCAUCAUAGACAUGUUGGCAAUGCAAAAGAUGGAAAUCGCCAGCAAUAUUCCACCCACACACCCCAAGGUGAAUGGAAAAAGCACUGGAAGUUUCCACGCUCCUCAACCACUGAUUUUGCGGCAUGGGCCAUACCAAGAUUGGCUGGGUUUGGAGGAAUGGUAUAUUUCUUACGCUUUUAUGGACGCAUCUGGAGAAGCACUUCCACGAAAUACCGAGGAGCUGCACUUGUUUACUAUGGCUGUCUGUACAAUGUCAUCCAAGUGAUGCAGAUGGGACAGGUUGUGGUGCAGUACUGGUUUGUACCCCUGUUUACAUGGUUCAUUGCUAUCAAUAUUCUUCGCAUUGUGGCUGAACACUGUGCAGUCAAACAGGAUCCCGGCAGUGCAAACAAUUUCUUCAAUCAUACUCGCACAGUUAUUCCCUCCACUUUCGACAAAAUCUUUGUUGUGCCAAUCAAUGUCAGUUAUCAUGUCGAACACCAUCUAUAUCCACAAGUCCCGUGGUAUCGACUGCUGGAGUUGCAUGAAGAGUUGAUGAAAUUUGCUGUCUAUCAAGAGAAGGUGCACAUUACCGAAUCCUACUACACUGUUGUUGCGAAGGAGUUGAUUGUUACCAAAGGCAAGGCAGCGUAA